Physella acuta is the source of this 1642-nucleotide messenger RNA. RefSeq names its product aminomethyltransferase, mitochondrial. The record is from RefSeq and is a predicted model, not a curated record. Gene Ontology annotation, biological process: glycine catabolic process. NCBI's taxonomy places the organism in Eukaryota, Metazoa, Mollusca, Gastropoda, Physidae. Gene Ontology annotation, cellular component: glycine cleavage complex; mitochondrion. Gene Ontology annotation, molecular function: aminomethyltransferase activity; protein binding.
UUCAUAGAGGCCAGUGCAUGGCCUGGCCGGCUAGUAUAUUAUAAUUAGCCCUAACGAAAAGCGAGGGUCAAAAGUCAAGGCCUGUCCAACACAACACAUCUCAGCUGUUUUUACGAGACGAACGCACUCCUCUUCAUUUGCCAUUAACAUUAGAUCUACUUACAGUACUUAGUCUUACUGUUACUUCAAAAUGUUGCGCCAUAAACAAAAAAUGUUGCUAAUUUCUGUAAUUCGACGCCUUUCGUCUCAGUCUCAUCCUCAGAAUAAUAAAAAGACUUGCCUGUAUGAUUAUCACCUUUCUGAGGGGGCGAAAAUGGUACCUUUUGCUGGCUGGGAGAUGCCAGUUCAGUACAGGUCUGGCAUCAUUGAGGAGCAUCUCCAUGUGAGGAAGGAGGUUGGUGUAUUUGAUGUCUCACACAUGCUGCAGACUCGCGUUGAAGGAAAGGAUCGAAAACAUUUCAUGGAGAGCAUGGUUGUAGGUGAUAUUGAAGGCCUACAAGAGAAUCAAGGCACACUGACUGUAUUUACAAAUGAGCAUGGGGGAAUCUUGGAUGACUUGAUAGUAACAAACACAGAGCAAGGUUACUUGUAUGUUGUGUCAAAUGCUGGCUGCGCUGAGAAAGACUUAGCACAUAUGAAGAAAAAAGAAUCAGAAUUUCAACAAGCUGGCGCUGAUGUCAGUUUGAGUACUAUAGACACAGCUCUGCUUGCUGUACAAGGUCCUAAAAUGGUGACAGCUCUUCAGCCUGGAUUGGACUUUGACUUGAAAAAGCUUCCGUUUAUGAGGACAAUCCAGUCGCGAGUUUUUGGUGCUGAUGGCUGUAGAGUGACUCGAUGCGGUUAUACUGGAGAAGAUGGUGUAGAGAUCUCCAUCCCCACUGGUCAAGCUGCUGCUGUCCUGAGUUCACUGCUGGCGUCUAAAGAGGCCUGCGUCAAGCUGAUUGGGCUGGGUGCCAGGGACAGUCUGAGACUGGAAGCUGGACUCUGUCUUUAUGGCAGUGACAUUGAUGAAACCACCACACCUGUUGAGGCCAAUUUGACCUGGCUCAUCAGUAAAGCCAGAAGAUCAAAGGCAGAUUUUCCAGGUGCCAAAGUAAUUUUGGAACAGAUAAAAACCAAACCAGAAAAAAAAAGAGUCGGCUUGAUCUCGUCAGGGGUGCCUAUCAGGGGCCAUGCUAAGAUCUACUCUGAAGAUGGAUCCCUUCAAAUAGGGGAAGUGACCAGUGGCUGCCCAUCCCCAUCCCUCAAGGCCAACAUUGCCAUGGGCUAUGUCAACACUUCAUUUGCUUUAAAUGGCACAAAGGUCAAGGUUGAAGUUCGGCAAAAAAAAUUGGAUGCUCAAGUGACUAAAAUGCCAUUUGUCCCAUCUAAUUACUUUAUUCUUAAGUCAUAGUUAAUUCAUCUGUCUCCAAGUUUAUUCUAUGUACACAUUAAAUAAUGCAAGUUUUCAAUAAUCUUGAUUUAUUAUAAUAUAAAUAUAAGUAUUAAAUAUUUUCAUAAGCAAAUGUAUACCUUGAACCGAAAUUUUUUUGCAACCAAUUUAUAUUACUUAGACAAAAAUAGACUGCUGUGCAAUAGCAAAAUUACCAUUACAAAUUAUUUAGCCCCUUUUCUUCUCUUCAUAUCUCUUCUCCCCCCCCCC